AUGGAGGAAGAUACCCCCGGACCUGAAGGCCCUAGGUCCAUCCCUGUCCUCAGUACUGGGGACAUUGAGCAGACUGUCGAGAUCAUUCAGCGACUGUACAGUGCUCAAACGUCUGGUCAGCCGUCCCUAGCCGAUGAAUUACAGCGAGCUCUCCAAGGGAUUCAAAGUAGUCCUCAAGCGUGGGGCUUGAUAUCGGGUCUGUCGACUCAUGAGGACCCCAACUUGCGGUUCUUUUCGGCCCAUACUGCUCAAGUCAAGAUCUCACGAGAUUGGGAGUCACUUCCUAGAGCUCUCCAACCUGCCCUUCUUCAACUCUUACUCGAGACACUGACUCAUGCCAUCUCGCCCGCCAGACCCUAUUCAUAUCAACCUGGAAACUCUGCAGUGGUCCGCAAGAUCUUUGGAUCGCUUUCAUCUCUCCUUCUCCGCCUCCCUUUUCAUCUUUUCCCAUCACCUCUCCUCACGGUGCUAUCGGCCAUCUCUGAUACCGCAACUACCUCUUCCUUACCUCCGUCACUACCUGGCUCGGGCUUCUCCACCCCCACGACGACACCCGGUGCCAUAGGCCGUCGAAUGCGAAGUUAUGGUCUAGAAUGGCUAGGGAUAUGCGUGGAAGAGAUCUCUCGAGCUGGUAUAAGCGACUAUAAACGGAAUGCUUUGAGAAAACACUUGGAAACGGAUAUGCCUAUAGUCAUGGAGACCAUUCGAGGGUCGAUGAACCCAAACUCGGGCUCAGACCUGAUCCCACAAGACAACGUGCAAGAAGCGUCCGCGGCCUGUAAAUGCGCAGAGGCCUGGAUAGAUUAUGGUCUAGGCGCAGACCAGCUCACGGCUCUUCUACCUUGCUUGUACAAUCUGUUACCUCUUCCAGCAGCUUCGUCUGCCCUUGUCGAGGCACUGUCGGAGAGCGUGUUCCGAUAUGGAAAGGGCACCAAGGUCUUGACUGAGCCUCUUUUGGAGUGGUUCAUAGGACCUGGACAAGCCUACUUGGAUAACUCGCCAGAUCCUGAAGAGCUCUUUGGUCUGGCAAAGCUUUUGUCGGCAUUGAUCGAGCAUUCGACAGAAUGGCUCGUCACUCGAAUCAGGGAGGAUCACGUACAGCGCCUUCUGAGUCUGUUGUUACGUCUUACGGGAUGGGACGGGAUCGCAGGCGUCGAGGAGAACGUUUCAGAGGUCACACUACCGAUCUAUCCCUUGAUUCAAGAAGCCAUCAUGGAAUCGGACGUUUUUCAAGCUCCACACGAGGAGUCCCCGUACUGGCAAGUCGCCAAGCAAUUUUUCACCCAACUCGUCAACGUGACCAGACGUAAAGUCCUGUGGAGGUCAAUGGAUAAGGAAGAUAGAGAGACAUUCGAGUCAUGGCGAAGGGAUGCUGGCGAGGUCAUUGUCUGCGCAUACUAUAUCCGUCGUGAUGAGAUGUUGGGUGCUUUGGUUCAAGAGGCAAUCGCCGCAGUCGUGGGACCUUGGGAAGAACUCGAGGCUAUACUUCAUUGUAUUCGAUACUCUGCGGAAGGCGUGCCACUCGGCGAGGACAAGAUCCUCCCAAUAUUGUUUGGCCAACUUGUCGGCCGCAUACCGAACGAACCUAGACUUCAAAGGACCGUCAUAGCCACUAUACGUGAGUUCCUAAAAUGUCUCCUCAGACUCCAACUGAACAAGCCAGAGUCAUACGAAGAAUGGUUCAAGUUUCAUCCUGAUUAUCUUUUGCCUGUUCUCUCGUACCUGGUCUCUACAUUAGUCUCAGCGCGACCCUCUUCAAGUCUGUCUCGCGUCUCGGCCGAUGCGCUGUCAGCAUUGUGCGAUAUAUGUCGCACAAAGCUUGUCCAGCAUAUCGACUCAUUUUCGCAACUCCACAGCAAGAUCGGAGACCUAGGCGGUGACGAGCAAAUAAAAGUCAUUCAAGGGAUCACCAGUGUCAUCCAAGCGCUGACACCGAGAGCCGCUGUUGGACCAGUCGAGAGCAUUAUCUCGCCCAUAUUAGAUCGCCUUGCGGCUGCGUCCGAUCAUCCAAGCAUCGUCAAGAACUCGGCCGCCCUAACAGCCUGCUUCAAAGGAUUGGCUCCGAGUGACGACGACAUGUUUGACCUGGAGUCUGAAAAGUCUCAGGCGGAAAAGGAUCGUGCGGUCCUGGAGGUGCAAGGCGACAUGGCGUCACUCCGUGAGAGGAUCGAGACGACCAUUGCGCAAGUGGUGGAACGCUGGGACGGAGAUGCUAUCUCAUCCCUUAUCAAACACUCCGUCAUGUCGUCUUCACCCACUCUCGUCUCGUUAUCUCCAUUACCGCUCUUACGCCUCGUCACAUCUGCAGCUGAGCGCUCACCUUCUGGGAUAUGGUUCUCCCUCGCCUCGACACUGGUUCUCAGGCUAAAUUCUCCGCCAUCUCCGCUGACCAUGAAGAAGGAUCGUACGGCUGAAGAGGAGGAAUCUCAUCGUCGACAAGAAAUGGAACAAUGGAACGUCGUUGGAGAUACGGGUUCGAGACUGGUCGUCAUUGCCGGCGCAUUGAUCAGUUCAAGAGAAUCUAUGAGAGAUCACCCUGACAUGGUAGAGACCUGGUUCAAGUUCUGCUCAGCGAUAUCGACCCGUUUCCCUGGUGUUCUCAUGCGUUUACCAAGGGAUCUGCUCCAGAUCUAUGUGGGUAUCGGCGUGGUGGGCCUCAGUGCUCAGGAGCGAUUCUCACUGAAAGCAACGUGCGACUUCUUCAUCUCUCUCAUGGCUUCCACCAAGUACCCCUCGCCGCUUGAGGAGUCCACCAUUUCCCUCUUGCAGCACUUUGGAAGUCAGAUGCUGCGCGCCAUCCUGCUUUCCGCUGGGUCGGAAGGUCCACGCAGUGUCAUUCCGAAUCUUGCCGAACUGCUUGCGGCGUUCGUCCAGCGGGUGCCUGGAAUAGAUGUGGGUACAUGGAUGUCGGAGAUUCUGGCCGAAGAUGGGUUCCCCGAUCCUCGGGCAACGGACGAUGCAAAGGAGAGACUCAAAGACAUUGUCACAAGAUCACGGACGACCAAAAAGAUGCGGGAGGCGCUCAAUGAUUUUGCGCUGGUCUCGCGUGGACUGGCCAACACGACGUACGGUAAUGCGACGAUCAUGUAG
Molecule: messenger RNA, 3090 nt
Organism: Kockovaella imperatae
Lineage: Eukaryota; Fungi; Basidiomycota; Tremellomycetes; Tremellales; Cuniculitremaceae
Product: armadillo-type protein
Exons: 17
Coding region: 1-3090 (1029 amino acids)
Biological process (GO): protein import into nucleus
Cellular component (GO): nuclear membrane; cytoplasm
Source: RefSeq, a predicted model, not a curated record